UCUGAUCAAGAUAAUGAUGAUCACUAGUAGCAAGCUGAAAUGUGUGUCACUAUUGCUGUCCAUGGUGAUAUUCGCAGUGUUGGUGAGUGAGUGUUCAUCUCAACGUUCCAAGUGGGAUAACAUUCACACCUCCGUAGCGAAUGAUAUCAUUGAUAUGUCAGGAGGAGGUGAACUAAAGAUCCAUUGCAAAUCAAAAGACGACGAUUUGGGAGAACACAGGCUAGCAUAUGGUGCUGAAAUUGCUUGGCAAUUUAAGAUGAAUAUUUGGGAGACAACAAUGUAUUGGUGUAAUAUGUGGGUGAAUGAUGUUUAUAAAGGUGGUUAUCAUAUAUACGAGGCAAAAAGGGAUUGGAUUAGAUGCCAGAACGAAUGCCAUUAUUAUGCUCGUAAUGACGGUCUGUAUGGACUUAUCAGGGAGAAGAAUGACACUGAACUGGUGUAUCGCUGGCCAAACUGAUCGUUGAAAGAGGGUGGUAUAUCACAAACUCGAACGCUCUAUAUGCAGAGCGGAUUACCAGAUUCUCGUCUCUUCAAUUUCUAUCGCUUAUCGCACGAAUGAAUAGUGUUGAUU
Papaver somniferum (opium poppy) is the source of this 571-nucleotide messenger RNA. Its product is annotated as S-protein homolog 24-like. NCBI's taxonomy places the organism in Eukaryota, Viridiplantae, Streptophyta, Magnoliopsida, Ranunculales, Papaveraceae. The record is from RefSeq and is a predicted model, not a curated record. The transcript has a single exon. Bases 14 to 457 code for a protein of 147 amino acids.